AAGCCAAGCAAAGCCGUCUUAUUUUUCUCUAUCUUCAACCAACGAGUUUCAUUGAGUUCUCAGAAAAGCUCUCUCCUUUUCGGUUCGUUUCCACAAGGAAAAAAAAAAUGGCAAGGAGUUACUUCAAGCAAGAGCAUGAUCUUGAGAAGAGACGCGCGGAGGCUGCUAGGAUUAGGGAGAAAUACCCUGAUAGGAUUCCGGUUAUUGUGGAGAAGGCAGAGAGGAGUGAUAUCCCAAGCAUCGAUAAGAAAAAGUACCUUGUUCCGGCUGACCUGACAGUGGGACAAUUUGUGUAUGUCAUCCGCAAAAGGAUUAAAUUGAGUGCUGAAAAGGCAAUCUUUAUAUUCGUGGACAAUGUCCUUCCACCCACAGGUGCUAUCAUGUCUGCCAUAUACGAGGAGAAGAAGGAUGAAGAUGGAUUUCUCUAUGUUACUUACAGUGGUGAAAACACAUUCGGCCAUCAGAUUCCACUGUAGCCUUUGAUUUUUACCGCCUUCUUUCUUUUGCAUUUUCACCGUAUUUCAUUUGCUUGUUCCCAUCACCAGUUUCAGGAUAAUUUGGUUAUUGUGCCUAUAUACGAAAACCUAGCCUGUGGUUUCCGUGCAAAGGUAUAUAUAUGUGUACAGGUUGAAACUCUUUUAAGAACCAGCUGAAUGUUGAAUUACCUGCUGUUCGCUUUUAACAAUCAA
This is a messenger RNA of Corylus avellana, 689 nucleotides long. RefSeq names its product autophagy-related protein 8f. NCBI's taxonomy places the organism in Eukaryota, Viridiplantae, Streptophyta, Magnoliopsida, Fagales, Betulaceae. The record is from RefSeq and is a predicted model, not a curated record.